AUGGCCCAAAGUGGAAAACCGGAACUGACCAACUAUUUGGCCAAAUAUCGGGAUCCACAAACUCAUCGGUUUCUGGCAGUCACCGCACGAGAAUUUCUCGAAUGUUGGCAACACUACGACCGGGAUGGAAACGGCUAUCUGGAGGGAGCGGAACUGGACGGAUUUUUGCGCGAGUUCGUUCGCAGUGUGGUCCCGGGAACUAUUGGUGACGAAGUGGUUUCAGAGAUUGCCUUGGAACAACUGAAACAGGAAUUUAUGGACGCUUACGAUGACAACGAGGACGGAAAGAUUGAUAUCAACGAGCUGGCACAAAUUCUCCCCACAGAUGAAACAUUUUUAGCCUUAUUUCAACACGAGGCUCCGUUGUCCUCCAGUGUGGAAUUUAUGCGCGUAUGGAAACAGUUCGAUGCGGACGGAAGUGGUUAUAUUGAGAAAGAAGAAUUGCGCGGUUUCUUAAAACACCUUUUAGAACGGUCGAACAUAAAAAUCAGUGAGGACAAACUGGAAGAUUAUACCCAAACAUUUUUGAGCUUAUUCGAUCGGGAUGGGGAUGGUCGUUUACAGUUGAGCGAAAUGGCCCGUUUGUUACCGGUCAAAGAAAAUUAUCUCAUCAAACCGCUGUUCAAGAACACCAAUGAUAUCGAUCAACGUACAGUGGACCGAAUUUUUCGCAAAUACGACACAGACGGGAAUGGGAUUUUGGAAAAUGAGGAACUGUUGGGUUUUCUCAAAGACUUGCUCGAGGCCACUGGAGAAGAGUACACAGAGGAACGUAUGAAUCAGAUGAAAGAUUCCAUUUUGGACCAGUGGGAUGUGAAUCAUGAUGGAAAGAUUGGAAAGGAAGAGUUGACCGAUUUGAUUAUGCAUACAGUACAUAUUGUACAAGAAGCGGAAGCAUUUAAACGUGGUAAGGAGUAG
Messenger RNA from Echinostoma caproni, 918 nucleotides. NCBI's taxonomy places the organism in Eukaryota, Metazoa, Platyhelminthes, Trematoda, Plagiorchiida, Echinostomatidae. The record is from the annotation of a GenBank genome assembly.